Eimeria maxima is the source of this 1371-nucleotide messenger RNA. Its product is annotated as DNA repair enzyme, putative. Gene Ontology annotation, molecular function: RNA binding. The coding region runs from base 1 to 1371 and encodes 456 amino acids. The record is from RefSeq and is a predicted model, not a curated record. Gene Ontology annotation, biological process: mRNA cis splicing, via spliceosome. Lineage: Eukaryota; Apicomplexa; Conoidasida; Eucoccidiorida; Eimeriidae. The transcript is spliced from 3 exons. Gene Ontology annotation, cellular component: precatalytic spliceosome.
AUGCUUGAUUCUCUGUAUGGUGACUUGCCUCCUCCCACUAAAGGGGAUGGUGCAGACAAAGGCGUAUCUACUCCGGCACCCAGUGGAUCGUUGUUGGGUUCUCUGUACGAUGAUCCUGACGAUGCUGCAGAGGCCUCCACAGCACCGGGCGCCCCAGCUUCCAGCUCCAGUGGUUCCGCUGCAGUUGCGGCAGCAGCAGCGGCUGCUGCUACUGCAACUACAGCAGAUGCAUCUAGCUCCAGUGGCUCAAUGUGGGCCAGUCAACGGCUGAAGCUUUUAACGCCGGCCGUCGUACGUCGGCAGACACUAGCAAAGGCUGCGCCGAAAUCGUCUCCGUCACUAAAUGUGCAAGCUGCUGCUGCAGACGCUGCUCUUGUUUUAGAACGACUCAAGAAGCUUCAUGCUGGGGUCCUAGCAGAGGAACAAAAACCGGACGGGGGUGCUGCCGCACGCUCCUCCGGGACAGCUGGGGGAGCUGUCGGGAAAGGUGGAGGAGACGGUGCAGGAACAGCAGAAUCUAGCAAGUGCCAGACAGAGCCUGCUGUUAACGUGGUGUCUGUAACUGUGGGUAGCAGCACUCCCUUGGACCCGACGGCGUGGGUACCUGUCGGUCUUUGGCCGCAGGAGUAUGACCCCGCAAAGCCGAACGAUUACGCUGCCAUUCAUAAGGAGAAAAUGAGACAGCAGCAGAGAGAAGAGUUGGAGAGGCUUCGACAGCAGGAACUGGAAAAGCAGAAGCAAGAUGAGGAGGCUUCUCGCAACGGAACAGGGGGUGAUGGAGGAGAUAUAACGACCUCCCCUGAGCCUCAGGCGCCUCUGCUUCCAUCGUAUAUCGACCCCAACAAGAAGACAUUUGCAGCGAGGAUGAUGGAAAAGAUGGGCUGGAAACAGGGGGAGGGGUUGGGAGCCAACAAACAGGGGAUUACAGCUCCUCUUGUGGCAAGGAAAACGGCAAUGAGAAGCGGUAUUAUUGUCCAGGGUCAUGAUGUAACGUCGCUCGGUCAAGUGCCAAGGGCAGUGACGUUCAACAUGGCGCCGACGCGUAUUUUGUUGCUGCUGAACAUGGUGGGUAGAGGACAGGUGGAUGCAGAUCUGAAGGAGGAGACGGAGGAGGAAGCAGCUAAGCUGGGGAACCUGCUCCAAGUCCGAAUAUUUGAGGCUGCAGGGGUGCCAGAUGAUUGCGCUGUGCGCAUCUUUUGUGAAUACGAGCGGAAAGAGGAAGCGACGCGGGCCUUGUUGACGUUUAAUGGGCGAGCCUUUGGAGGCCGCACAGUUAAAGCAAAGUUCUACAGUGAAGAACGGUUCGCUAGAGACGACUUGCGCCCAGACCCUGAACAGGAAGUGGACCAGCACGUCACUGUGACCAUCUGA